AUGCAUCCAACGCAGAUGCAGCAGCAGGCCAAUGGUGCAGUUGCGGCACGCAGCACAGGAUCCGACGAGAAUACCAUGUUCCGCGAACAGCAGCAACCAUCUCAGCUGCUUUGGCAUGAGGAGUGGAUUGACCACCAGGGCAACCCGCCUUCCUUCGCCCAGAGCAAACUCUCCCCGUCGGGAAAUUCGGCCAGCCAGCCGGGGGAUCCUGUUCCGAGCCAACCAUGCUCUCCCGUCUUUGAAACAGCCGGCUGCUUAAGGCGUGAAGAGGCUUCGCAGCUGGUAGGAAGUCACGGCCCUUUCCAAACAACCGCGUUCUACUUCGUCCUGCUGGUUGCCUUCGUGCUACCCUUCCACACGCUGCCACUCCGUGUCGCCAGCCAUGAUGUCGACCACUGGUGCGCUAGACCCGUGCAUCUGCGCAACAUGUCAACGGAAUUAUGGAAGGAGGUCAUGAUUCCACGUACCGAGGACGGACGAUACAGCAGGUGCCGCAUGAACGCACAGUGGAAUUCGACAGGCAUCGCCACGUUGCCCUGCUUGAAUUGGGAGUACGGGCCGUCCAUCUACGGAGCCUCUAUCGUACAGAACUUCAAUCUGGUGUGUGAGCGUGCGUGGCUUCUGCCGCUCAGCUGUUCCGCCUUCGCGGUGGGCGCCAUCUGCACGCUGAUCGUGUCAGGGCCAAUAGCAGAUUGUUUGGGACGGAAGCCGGUGAUACAGUUCUUUACGGUGGUGCUCCCAGCGGCCGGCGUAGUGAUCGUGUUCUCCACCGUCGUCAACAGCUUUAUCGCCAUGCGCCUGUUACAGGGAGCGGCUACCAGCACGCUCUUCAACACCAGCUUCGUGCUACUGAUCGAAGUUCUGGCACCGGAACGCCGCACACUGUACUCGAUAGCCGCGAUGAUGGGAAAGGUGUUCGGUGCAGUAAUUGCCGCCGUGAUGAUGUGGGCGAAGUUCAGUUGGUACACGCUGCAGCUGACUAGCAUGCUACCAUGCUUGCUGAUGUUGAGCACCUUUGCCGUCCUAUUGGAGUCUCCUCGAUGGCUGCUGGCGCGGGGCAACGUGGAAGAGGCGGAGACAGUUAUCAUGCAGGCAGCCACGCUGAAUGGCCAGAGCCUGUUCGAAGUGCGCCAGCAGUUGGCGCGCAGUCGGCGGGACGUCGAGCGAGGCCGCUUGGACACAGCCGCCGCGGACGUUCAUGGCGACUCGAAGCACGCACGAGGCCGCAAGCGCAACAGCGUCAUCCUCUGCUAUCUGUGGACGGUGACCGCGGUCGCGUCAGAGGCAGCCUCGCUGAAGAUCCACUACCUGGACUUGUACCCAGCGGCGCUGCUGGUGCUCUCCUCGCUGCUGUCAUUCCCGACCGAGUUGGUCGCCAUUGUGUCGGCAGCACGUCUGGGACGCAGCGCUUCGCUGACCUGGGCGCUGGGCCUUGCCGCUCUCGCCUGCUUCGUGGCCGCCACCCUCAGCGACGACAACACAGUUCCCAGCGCGGUGCUGCUGCUAGUGGCGAGCGUCAGCGUGGACUGCAUCGCAGGUCGUGGGCACACUGUACACGGCCGAGAUGUACCCUACGGUGGUGCGCUGCACGGGCCUGGCACUGUGCAAGUGCUUUUCGGCUGCCGCCAGCGUUGCCACGCCUCUGGCAGUCUACCUGGGACUUCUGCCAGUGUCUUCAUGGCCACUGGGCGUGGUGUCGCUAAUGUGCGUCACUGCAGCGUACCUGGCGAUGCGCUUGCCGGACACCAAAGAGUGCACUGUGCUGCCGGACCAGCUUUCGGACGCACCGUUCGACUCGACUCCGCAUUAAGCAAGAUCGUGCUGGCCGACGGAUACUGGCGAGUGUCCUUGCAGGGCAGCACUUCCACGGCAACUUGUGGGCCAUCGUGA
Dermacentor silvarum is the source of this 1890-nucleotide messenger RNA. Its product is annotated as solute carrier family 22 member 7. Bases 1 to 1890 code for a protein of 629 amino acids. Gene Ontology annotation, cellular component: membrane. Gene Ontology annotation, biological process: transmembrane transport. The transcript has a single exon. The record is from RefSeq and is a predicted model, not a curated record. NCBI's taxonomy places the organism in Eukaryota, Metazoa, Arthropoda, Arachnida, Ixodida, Ixodidae. Gene Ontology annotation, molecular function: transmembrane transporter activity.